Messenger RNA from Ochotona princeps (American pika), 1937 nucleotides. It is a transcript of the gene RBM7, whose product is annotated as RNA binding motif protein 7. The coding region runs from base 68 to 868 and encodes 266 amino acids. The transcript is spliced from 5 exons. Gene Ontology annotation, biological process: regulation of alternative mRNA splicing, via spliceosome. Gene Ontology annotation, molecular function: single-stranded RNA binding. Lineage: Eukaryota; Metazoa; Chordata; Mammalia; Lagomorpha; Ochotonidae. The record is from RefSeq and is a predicted model, not a curated record. Gene Ontology annotation, cellular component: nucleus.
CGCGAUUGCGCAGUGCGGGCGUCGGUCGCCACUUUUCUGGCCUGGGCGGGGAGGCGGCGACGCCGACAUGGGGGCGGCCGCGGCCGAAGCGGAUCGCACUCUGUUUGUGGGCAACCUUGAGACCAAAGUGACGGAGGAGCUGCUGUUCGAGCUGUUCCACCAGGCUGGGCCAGUAAUAAAGGUGAAAAUCCCAACAGAUAAAGAUGGCAAACCCAAACAGUUUGCAUUUGUAAAUUUCAAACAUGAGGUGUCUGUUCCUUAUGCGAUGAAUCUACUAAAUGGGAUCAAGCUUUUUGGGAGGCCCAUCAAAAUCCAAUUUAGAUCAGGAAGUAGUCAUGCUUCACAAGAUGUCAGUGUGUCUUAUCCCCCGCAUCCUGUUGGAAAUUCAAGCCCGACCUCCACAUCUCCUGGAAGCAGAUAUGAAAGGAUUUUGGAUAAUGUGAAUGCAUCAACACAGAUAAUCCAAAGGUCUUUCUCUUCUCCAGAAAACUAUCAGAGACAAGCAGUGAUGAACAAUGUUUUGAGACAGAUGCCAUAUGGUGGGAAGUUUGGUUCUCCACAUGUGGAUCAGUCAGGAUUUUCACCAUCACUUCAGUCCCAUAAUCAUCCUUACAGCCAGUCUUCCAGCUCCCAGUGGCGCCAGGAUACACCACUUCCACCACGUAAAGUCAGGCAGAAUUCUCACCCCUACCUGGCAGACAGACAUUACGGUCGUGAGCCUCGGCUCUCGGAUCCCAUCUCUGAGCGUCAUUACCGAGGCAGCCGAGAGGACUACUCUGAGGACAGGAACCAUGAUGGCUGGAGCGCUGACUAUGACAGCAGGAGAGACGGCAGGAGAGAGGGAAGAUGGCGCACAGCUCGGCACUAACAAGUGUCCACAGCAUGUUGUGUUAUACGGUCAUUCUAGGCACUUUUGACUAUGUCGGUCUGGAAAUAUUUUGUUUAGAACUGUACAGAGCAGCUUUCCAAAUUGCUACCUUUCUUUAUACAUUUUAUAAAGCUAAUGCCUGCAGUUGAAUACAGAAAGGAGGAUUGUGGUUCCAUUCUUAUUACACAAAUAACUUUUCAUCUCAGGGUUUUAGGCAGAAGAAAGUGCCCCAGUUCCUAAUCACUUCACAGUGUAGAAAGGGUGAAUUAUAGAUUGCUUGAACUAUGAAGCAAAUAUUUUAAUUAUCUGUUAUCCUUUUGUAUUGCAAGAAAUUUCUUAGUGAAUCAGAUUUUGGUGUGUAUGAUAGAAAAUAUUCAAAUUGAUAGUCUGAAAUGAUUAUCAGUAUUUUGGUAAUAAAUUUAAAAAACUUCAGUGAUUCAUUUUACUAACAUUUGACAAAGUUCAUGGUUAACUUUGGGGAUAAAUCAUAUUGCUUAGAUAACUUAAGUAUAAAUUCUGUGACAUGCUCUUUUUUAUCCUAAUUGAACACAUAAGUGUAAAUCUACACAUGGUAUGUCAUUUAAACUUUUGGAAUUCAAUAAAUCAUUUGAUGUAUGACUGGAGUCACUCAGGAAGUUAAAUAUCUCUUGCAUAUUUUUACAUUAGAAGUUACAGUAUUAAAACUUUUUUCUUUCCUUUCAAUGUAUAGUCAGAUAAAAUAGUGAAGUGUUUGAAAGAAUACUUGCUAGGCAAAACAUGAAGUGCUGUUUCUAUAAAACUUCAAAAAUUUUAACAUUUUUAGGAUAUGCAUUCCUGCAAGAACACAUUGUGUUACGAAGAUUAUAUAAUUUGUUCUUUCUUGAGCAAUGGGAAACGAUUUAAACACUUUAUGGUUUUAAAUUUUUAAAAUCUUUUUAACAAAACUUUUAUAUAUCAAAAUGUAGUUGUUCUUUCACUGCACAAUUGUUUCUAAAAAUUCAUUACUUAAAAAAUUUGGAUCCCUUUUAAUACCAGCCACAAUAUAUGUACGUGUUGCUUUUUAAUGUAUUAAAAACAAAACAAAACAAAA